Messenger RNA from Lolium perenne, 2664 nucleotides. Its product is annotated as nucleobase-ascorbate transporter 6. The record is from RefSeq and is a predicted model, not a curated record. Lineage: Eukaryota; Viridiplantae; Streptophyta; Magnoliopsida; Poales; Poaceae. Gene Ontology annotation, molecular function: transmembrane transporter activity. Gene Ontology annotation, biological process: transmembrane transport. Gene Ontology annotation, cellular component: membrane.
CCGAAACGGCUCGCUCCGCGUGGCGUCUGCGUGGGGAGCGUUGCAGUUGCAGCAAGUGAGCGAGGUAGCGAGCGACAGGAAACAGCGAGAAUCCGAUAGGAGAAAAGGGAGAGAGCGAGAAAAAAAGGCUGGCCAGCUCGCUUGCAAAAGGCGCCGUUUUUAAAGCGGAAAGGGGGAAGGAGGCAAGAGAGCAGUCGUCCUCUGCAGCCGCUCGCCUCCUCUCUGCAACCUCCUUUCUGCCGCCAAAACAGAGAGAAAGAUUUCACCUCGGGAGACGGCUGCCUUUCUGCGCGUUCGUUCAUGCAAAUAGCCAGACUCCUCAUCUCCUGAUCUCUUCUUGUUUCCUUGCUGCGAGGGAGAAAGAAGAGGUAAGGUGGCUUUUGGGGCCGGAUAGAUUCCAUUCCUUGGGCGAGGGGGAGAAGUAGUGGAGAGUUAGCUCGCUAGGCCAGAUCAAAAGAAAGAAAGGCCACCGUUUCUUUCUCUGGAUUCUCUCCGCCUUUUGUCCCCUGUUCCUGCACCAGUGAGCUGAGUUGAGUUGAGUGAGUGAUUGAUUGUUCCUCUCUCUCCCUUCUUCUUCGCGAGUGUUCUUGGGGGCACAAAAGACCAACAAUCAGUCAUUCGGUUACUCGCUGGUCCUAUCCGGCCGUUCGUCGGUUGCUUGUUUGUUUCCGCGUUGAACCGAGGGAAAUUGAUUCUACUGGGCUUGUGCGAGUGGUGGACUGAAGUGGAGUGAGGUUUCUUGGGAGUUGGGAGCCGAAGAGGAAGAAGAUGGCAGCAGCGCCACCGCCCAAGGCCGACGAGCUGCAGCCGCACCCGCCCAAGGAGCAGCUGCCCGGCGUGUCCUUCUGCAUCACCAGCCCACCGCCAUGGCCCGAGGCCAUGAUACUGGGAUUUCAGCACUUCAUUGUCAUGCUGGGCACCACUGUCAUCAUACCGAGCGCACUUGUUCCUCAGAUGGGGGGCGGAAAUGAAGAGAAAGCCCGGGUAAUUCAGACGCUGUUGUUUGUGGCCGGCAUAAACACCUUGCUCCAAACGUUCUUCGGUACUCGCCUCCCUGUUGUGAUGGGUGGCUCGUACACUUUCGUCGCGCCAACCAUCUCAAUCAUCUUGGCUGGACGUUACAAUGAUGUGGCAGACCCUCGCGAGAAAUUCUUAAGGACCAUGAGGGGAACGCAAGGUGCUCUCAUCAUCGCAUCGACGAUUCAGAUCAUCCUUGGCUUCAGCGGUCUCUGGCGCAAUGUCGUUAAACUGCUUAGUCCAUUAUCUGCAGUUCCUCUUGUUUCACUAGUUGGAUUUGGGCUUUAUGAACUUGGUUUCCCAGCGGUAGGAAAGUGCGUGGAAGUUGGUCUUCCAGAACUCAUUCUAAUGGUUGUGUUUGCUGAGUAUUUACCUCAUGUGUUGAAUUCUGGAAAGGGCGUCUUUGGCCGGUUCUCUGUUCUUUUCACCGUUUCAAUUGUGUGGCUUUACGCAUACAUCCUCACCAUCAGUGGUGCCUACAAGAAUGUCAGGCCAAAGACGCAGGUGCAUUGCCGCGUCGAUCGUUCAGGGCUUAUCGGAGGAGCUGCAUGGAUAAGUGUUCCUUAUCCCUUUCAGUGGGGGGGUCCAACAUUUGAUGCUGGCGAAGCUUUUGCGAUGAUGAUGACUUCAUUUAUUGCUAUUGUAGAGUCUACUGGAGCCUUUAUUGCCGCUUCAAGGUAUGCAAGUGCAACGAUGAUACCGCCAACGAUCAUCAGUCGGGGAAUUGGCUGGCAGGGCAUUGGUAUCUUGCUUGAUUCAUUCUUUGGAACAGCCAAUGGAACCUCAGUUUCAGUGGAGAAUAUUGGUUUACUUGCCGUGACACAUGUUGGCAGCAGGAGAGUGGUGCAGAUAUCUGCUGGGUUCAUGAUUUUCUUCGCUGUCCUGGGAAAAUUUGGAGCCCUAUUCGCGUCCAUUCCGUUACCCAUAUUUGCUGGCAUGUACUGUAUUUUCUUCGCAUAUGUCGGUGCCUGUGGUAUUAGCUUCCUUCAGUUCUGCAACUUGAACAGCUUCAGGACCAAGUUCAUCUUGGGUUUCGCUUUCUUCAUGGGCAUCUCGGUUCCUCAGUACUUCAACGAGUACACCUCUGUUUCAGGCCAUGGUCCAGUGCACACCGGUGCCAGAUGGUUCAACGACAUGAUCAACGUGCCGUUCUCGAAUAAGCCCUUCGUCGCGGGGCUCGUGGCCUACUUCCUGGACAACACGAUGCACCUGCACCAGAGCGCGGUGAGGAAGGACCGAGGGUUCCACUGGUGGGACAAGUUCAGGAGCUUCAAGAAAGACGCAAGGAGCCAGGAGUUCUACUCGCUGCCCUUCAACCUGAACAAGUUCUUCCCUUCGGUCUGAUCCCGGCAUCUUCCCUUGUUCAUGCAUGGUCCUGCUGGCUUGAUCUGUCAAGUUUCUGGUGGUGCCGCUGUGCGUCAAUUUUGUGUAUUUAUGGGUGAAAUCGACUGAUAUGUUGGACCAGUGGGGACGCCAUGUUCGUUUUAGUUCUGCACGGAUCAAUGCCUCAUAAGUCAUAACCUGUUAGCUUCUCACUUCACCUGUCAAUCUGGCGAUGUACAUGUGCCUUUCCCACCCAGAAAAGAACACAGUAUCAGUAUGGUUGCCUAGUGCUAAUAUAUUUGUAGAAUUGUGAACAUUGUUUCA